Daphnia carinata is the source of this 5810-nucleotide messenger RNA. Its product is annotated as diacylglycerol kinase eta-like. The record is from RefSeq and is a predicted model, not a curated record. Gene Ontology annotation, biological process: diacylglycerol metabolic process; lipid phosphorylation; intracellular signal transduction. NCBI's taxonomy places the organism in Eukaryota, Metazoa, Arthropoda, Branchiopoda, Diplostraca, Daphniidae. The transcript is spliced from 26 exons. Bases 333 to 5429 code for a protein of 1698 amino acids. Gene Ontology annotation, molecular function: ATP-dependent diacylglycerol kinase activity; protein binding.
AGCCCCGUUCUUAAACAGUUUUUCGACAAAUAUCCCAGUGACAAACAGUGGUGUUAGAGAGAGGCCUCCCGAGAAGAGCAGUGAAGGAAUAUCCAAAUGAAUUGACCCAAUCGAGCAUAGUGCCGAGAGAUUUACUCGUGGGAGGCUCCAUAUGGUGCCUCAUGGUUUGAAAUUAUGUUUGACGGGGUGUUGUGCUCGUUUGUCUCAGAGUAAACAAGGUUUCUCCCCUUCGUUUCGUCGAGGUGUCGAAACCUUCAGCCAAGAAGCCGACCCUGCCCCAUUUCCCUGGUCAGAGGAGAGCCUAGAAAGCUGAUCAGCUUUUCUUCAAUCUUAUGGCGGCAAAUGAAGCUGCCAUCUCAACCAAGCCAGUCUCAGCAGCGGGUGAUGACUCCUCUGAAAGCGAUGGAGAGACUGAGCCAGCCAAAUCCUUCCAUCGUAGGUUCUCCACCAACAAGAACAUCAAGUCUUCGGUCUGCACGCGUGAGGGAUUCCUCAUGAAGCAGACGUCAUCAUUCCAGCGAUGGCGGAGACGCUACUUCAAGCUCAAAGGGCGGACUCUUUACUAUGCAAAAGAUACCAAGUCUGUGAUCUUUGACGAGAUCAGCCUUCCUGAUCUGAGCGUGGCCGAGUGCAGCACCAAGAACGCCAACCAUAGCUUCCAGGUCAUCACUCCGUUUCGGUCGCUGGUCCUGUGCGCCGAAUCCCGGCGCGAAAUGGAGGAAUGGAUCACGGCGCUCAAGGCGGCCGCCAACAAGGAAUAUUACGAUAGCGCCGAUCAUCACGAUUUCUUAUCGGGGAGGCAUAAUUGGUACGCGACGUCGCACGCCAGGCCGACUUAUUGCAACGUCUGCCGCGAAGCUCUUUCUGGAGUUACGUCGCACGGGCUCAGCUGCGAAGUCUGCAAGUUCAAGUCGCACAAGAGGUGCGCCGUCAAAGCCAUCAACAACUGCAAGUGGACGACGUUGGCCAGCGUCGGCAAGGACAUCAUCGAAGAUGACGAAGGCAAUAUUGCCAUGCCACAUCAAUGGAUGGAGGGCAAUUUGCCCGUCUCGGCUAAAUGUUCCGUGUGCGACAAAACGUGCGGAUCGGUGCUCAGAUUGCAAGAUUGGCGCUGCCUGUGGUGCCGGGCUAUGGUUCACACGGCCUGCCGCCCACAAUACCCCGUCCGAUGCCCGUUGGGUCCCUGCCGAGUUAGUAUCGUCCCGCCCACGGCUCUUCACAGCGUCGGAACGGACGAGGCUUGGGAUGCCGUCCGUCCGCAGGGUUGCAGUCCUCUGUUCGUCUUUGUCAAUUCGAAAUCGGGCGACAACCAAGGCGUCAAGUUCCUGCGACGCUUCAAGCAGCUCCUCAAUCCGGCUCAAGUGUUUGAUCUGAUGAACGGCGGGCCCGGCCUUGGAUUGAGGUUAUUCCGGCACUUUGAUCCCUUUCGGAUCCUCAUCUGCAGUGGCGACGGAUCCAUCGGCUGGGUCCUCUCCGAGAUCGACAAACUCCAUAUGGAUAAACAAUGCCAGAUUGGAGUGCUGCCAUUGGGGACGGGCAACGAUCUGGCGCGCGUCAUCGGAUGGGGAAGCGUCUGCGACGACGACGCUCAUCUCCCUCAGUUGCUGGAACGAUACGAAAAAGCCUCUGUCAAAAUGCUCGAUAGGUGGAGCAUUUUCACGUCGGAGCGGAGUAUGCCUUUACCUCGCAAAGUCGUCCUGCCUUACGAGCCCAUCACCGCCUUCGAGGAUUCCAUCGUCAAUCACCUGGGCAAGAUUUUGCAAUCGGACGAGCACACGAUCGUCAUCUCCUCCGCAAAAAUCCUGUGCGAGACGAUCAAAGAAUUUAUUGGCAAAAUGGCCGGCCUUCACGCGGCCGAUGACAACGCGUCUUCGUUGGCAAGUGGUGAUGAAUCCAUCGCCCACAAGUGUCGCGUGCUCAAUGAGAAGCUGGACCAACUUCUCGGCACGUUGCACGAAGAAGCUUCUCCCUUGCACGUUGGCACACAACGUUCCAGUGUCGACGAAGAGGAAUCCCCCGAUAACGUCGAAUCUUCUGAACAUCCGGAGAUUAUGAAAAGCUCCAAAGAAGCCAAAGAAUCGCGAAACGAAGGCCGGGCCGCCCGGCAGAAAGGAGCGCGUAAAGUGAGAGCCAAGUUCAACCAAAGAGAGGCGUUGAUGUCGAGGGCCAACAGCUUGAAAAAAGCCGUCCGGCAGAUCAUCGAGCACGCGGAACGGGCCCUGGACGAGCAGAACGGGAUCGUCCCGUCCCGUUCGAUGCACUCGACCAGCGCGAGUCAAACGUCCGGCAUGGUCAGUGGCGGAAGCGACAUCAAAUUGAUUGUUACCCAUCCGAACGAUUCGCCCGUCUCCAACGAGGAGAAGAUGAUGAAACAAACGUCCAGCGCGGCGGCCGCCAAGUCCGCCGCUAUGCCCAUGGCCCUUUUGCAAUUGUACAGCGCCAUCGGUGGCGGAGCCGGAGAUUCGUCCAGCGAGCCGUCUCCCUGUCCGUCUCCGAUUCCCAUGGCACCGUCUCUGACCACCAAUUUCCCUCUUUUGCCCACGUCGCCCAUCCGCUAUCCCAACCCGCCCGUCUUCUACCGGAUGGCCACGCCUCCCAACACUCAGCCUCAAAGGCCGCGCAGCAGCUCGUCCUCGCCUCGGCCACCUUCUGCCGGCCGGAGUUGCUACGUGGCCCAUCAGGAAUCGGCCGAAAGUGAAGGCGACGAAGACCGUUCGGCCAUGUUGAGCCUUCAAGCGAAAUUGAACGCCAUUUCACCCGUGCCGGACGCGUCGGAAACGCGGACGUCCUGCGAGUUUGAUUUCUCGGCUCUGGCCCUGCCCGUUCCGCUCGAAUUUGCUGAUACGGACAGUUUGCAGGACGUGCCCAUCGAUGUCUUUGACGAAGACACUGAAGGCCGCGACAACGUGCCCAGUGUGGAACUCGAUGAGGAGCCGGCCGAAGUGGAAGUGAAGCCCAUCUUACGGCCUCCGCAGCAAGUCAACAUAAGCGUGGUGGUCGAACCGCCUUCGAGCGAGGACAGCAGUCAGGCGAGGCCGGCCAAAGACGAGGUGGACAAUAGCCGUCAAGCGGAAGCAGCGGAAGCGGCUGUCGAAACGGAAGACGAAGACGAACAAGAAGCUCAGGAAACAGCGGCCAUUGCGCGAUUGGGCGAACGGGUCGUCGAAGGCGCCGAAGAGCCCGUGGCCGAACGGACCAAUGCGGCUGCCGCAGCACGAGCGGACAUACGUGCUAGGAGGCAUGCACAGACCACCUUUCUUACCACUUUACCACCGUACCCGGUCACCUAUCGCUCACCUACACCCACUAGUAGACUCACGCCGACACCACCGAGCAUAUCGGUGUGUCGCCAGCACGAACCGACGACCGUUUCACGGCCAGCGACACGGGCCACGGCCAGCGGCGAUGAAGCGAGUAGUCGCCUGCUCACCGUGCCCGUGUCGCCGGCCACGUCGUCAACAACACUUCAACCUUCUCCAACAGCUUCGCGGAGGAUAUCCAGCGGCUCGACCUUGUUGGCCUCGGCCACGGCGUCCAUCGAUUCGGCGGCCGGAACGGCGUGCGGCGCGUCGGUGCACGCCUCGUUGGCGUCCAUCUUGUCGUCCGUGGACGGCCAUCAGCAGCCACGGCCUCCCAGUCCGGACGAGUUGACGGCCGACGGGCAUCAGCAUUGCGGCAAGGAGAGGGAAGCCACUCAUUGCGGCAGCGCUGCCACCAAGAAGCGCAAAAUGCCCAUCAUCAAUCCACUCGUUACCCUUCCUAUGUGGCCUAACGUGGAAACGGGCGGCCUUAUUAGCAAAGUUUUGCUGGCCAACGCGGACGCCCUCUGCGCUGCCGUCUCUCCCCUGAUGGAUGUGGAAGAGGAUCCCGCUGAGAUGAUGGACGAAAAAUGCGUCAUGAAUUCUUAUUUCGGCAUCGGGAUCGACGCCAAAAUUACGCUGGAUUUCCAUAUGAAGCGCGAGGAGCAUCCGGAAAAGUGCCGCUCCAGGGCACGCAAUUACAUGUGGUAUGGCGUCUUGGGCAGCAAAGAAUGGCUCCAGAAAACGUACAAGAAUUUGGAGCAGCGGGUCCUCUUGGAAUGCGACGGGACGCGGAUUCCUUUGCCCAGCUUGCAGGGCAUCGUCGUUCUCAACAUCCCGAGUUUUAUGGGCGGCACCAAUUUUUGGGGUGGAAACAAAGAAGACGACUGUUUCAUCGCCCCCAGUUUCGACGACCGCGUCCUGGAAGUCGUCGCCGUUUUCGGGUCCGUUCAAAUGGCCGCCUCGCGAAUCAUCAACCUCCAACACCACCGGAUCGCUCAGUGCCACUCUGUCAAGAUCACCAUUUUAGGAGACGAAGGCGUCCCCGUCCAGGUUGACGGCGAAGCUUGGCUCCAACCUCCCGGUCUCAUCCGCAUCGUCCACAAGAACCGCAUGCAAAUGCUCUGUCGCAACCGGGCUCUGGAACGAUCGUUGGAGGCGUGGCAAGAGAAACAACAGCGAUAUCAGUUGGUUGCUGGCCAUAAAAUGUUACACGGUACGUCGCUUAGCGACGAUGAAAAUCACGUGCUCAUUACGUUCCUGGAAGCUACGACGGCUCUAGUCAGGUACGUUCGGUUGCUGGCCAUCAGCCAACCGGAUUUGGAUCAAGAGCUGUACAGCCUGGCUACCCAAGCGUCCACCAUGCUCGACAAGAUGCAUCCGGGAGGCAAAAUCAUCGAAGGACCGAGUUUACGUCUUCAUCUGACCGACUUGGUCAACAUCGUCCGCCAACUUCACCUGGAAACGGAUCAUUUCUUGAAAGAGAGGGCUGCCCUCUACAACUUGCGGCCGAACCAGGAGAAGAAAUUAUCGUCGUCACUAUCGCACGUGGUCUGCGAGCUGCGCAAAUGCACCGACAUCAACGGCCUUGUGCACUUUAUCACGUCCGAAGAAAUGUCGGAAAAGAAAUCCCGUGCCGUCAAAUCUAGUGGUGGUGGUGGUGGUGGUGGAGCCGGAAGUAAUAGUGGAGGUGGUGGUGGUGGUAGUAAUAGUAGUGGUGGAGGUAGUAGCUUAUUCCGAUUGAAAUUCCGCCGACCGGCCGAAUCGCGUUCCCGUUCGACCAGCCAAGGACAUCGCCACAACGAAAUGGGAUCGUCCGAUAGCGCAGUCAACGCUAGCGAGGUCGGCACUGGGGGGCGUCCGACCAACACGUCGUCAUCGUCCGUCGACCUCAGCCUCAACGUCCACCUUUGGGGCAACGACGAAGUGGCCGUCUGGCUGGAAUCGCUCCAGCUGGAAGAGUACCGCGACGAUUUCAUCCGGCACGACAUCCGCGGCUCCGAGUUGCUCACCUUGGAGCGACGCGACCUCAAAGAGCUGGGCAUCCACAAAGUCGGGCACAUCAAGCGCAUCCAGCAGGCCAUCCUGGAAAUCAAGGAGAAUGCUCGUCUAUCUCAUCAGUCCUCUUAAGAGUUUUCUCUCAUUUUGCCUGGCCUCUUCUCUCCUCGCACACCGUAAGCUACCCCAAAAAGGAUGGCGAAUGAUUCCGGUCUCAGCAUUCCUGCCAGCUAAUUCUUCUUCCUCCACGUUCGUCUUUCCUGAAUGGACGAUUUACAAAUUGGGACCACGCAGUAAGAGUUUCCGUUGAAAAACAAAACAAAAAUAGCAAAUAGAUGCAACAUCCGCGGCACAUAUCGGAUAUCCUGGACACAUUUAACAUCGUUAUAUGCAAAUCAGCAAUCUCUCUCGUUUUUUUUUUUUUUUUUUUUUUUUUUUAUAAAUCCUGUUCUUUACCUUUUUCUUAUGUAAUGACUGAGUAACUCGUUUUUAAAUUUUCUUUGUUUCAUCGUC